Messenger RNA from Ustilaginoidea virens, 390 nucleotides. RefSeq lists its product as uncharacterized. The coding region runs from base 1 to 390 and encodes 129 amino acids. Lineage: Eukaryota; Fungi; Ascomycota; Sordariomycetes; Hypocreales; Clavicipitaceae. The transcript is spliced from 2 exons. The record is from RefSeq and is a predicted model, not a curated record.
AUGGUCGCCUUUCCCGGAACCAAGGCCCUGCUUCUCACGCCGGCCACCGAGAAGACAGUCUACAAAGUCUAUCUCUUCGAGGCGGCCUCUAUCUCUCUCUCGCCAGAUAGCUCUAUCCGAGACGGCUUUAGCCGCCGCGUCCACGAGGGCUGGGGGGUAUUGAUGGACGACAGCUGCGGCUUCGUGUGCGACCCCCCCGACCCUGACUAUGUCGCCGGAGAGUACGCCGUAAGCCUGCUGGCGUACUUGAAGAAGGAGUCGGAGCAGAAAACCGGCGCCGUCUUGGAGAAUUUCUUCAGCUUGUGCAAAACAGCAAAACCUCCGAUCCCGGCGGACAAGCUCAAGCAAUUCUUGACCGUACUUGCGAAGAAGCUGGACAAUUAUAUCUAG